This is a messenger RNA of Chaetura pelagica (chimney swift), 1638 nucleotides long. RefSeq names its product multidrug and toxin extrusion protein 1-like. Gene Ontology annotation, biological process: xenobiotic detoxification by transmembrane export across the plasma membrane. The transcript has 18 exons. The coding region runs from base 1 to 1638 and encodes 545 amino acids. Gene Ontology annotation, molecular function: antiporter activity; xenobiotic transmembrane transporter activity. The record is from RefSeq and is a predicted model, not a curated record. Lineage: Eukaryota; Metazoa; Chordata; Aves; Apodiformes; Apodidae. Gene Ontology annotation, cellular component: membrane.
AUGAAGCAGAUCCUGAUCCAGCUGCUGAUCUUCCUGAUACACCUCGUCAGCUCCAUAUUCUGUGGCCACCUGGGCAAGGUGGAGCUGGCCUCUGUCACGCUGGCCAUCGCUGUUAUAAACGUUACUGCUAUCUCUGUAGGAUAUGGUUUGUCUUCAGCUUGUGACACCUUGAUAUCCCAGACCUACGGCAGCAAGAACCUGCUGCGUGUGGGGGUGAUCCUGCAGCGGGCCAUCCUCAUCCUCCUGCUCUGCUGCUUCCCCUGCUGCGCCGUCCUCAUCAACAUCGAGCAGUUCCUGCUCCUCAUCCACCAGGAUCCCGAGGUCUCCAGGCUGACCCAGCGCUACGUGAUGGCGUUUGUGCCUGCUCUGCCAGCAGUUUUUCUGUAUAACUUGGAGACAAGAUACCUGCAGAACCAGAUGAUCAUGUGGCCACUGGUGCUGAGCGGGGUCGUCGGCAACGUCGUCAAUGUCAUUGCAAACUGCAUCUUCCUCUACGUGCUCCACUUGGGCAUCACAGGCUCUGCCUGGGCCAACACUGUUGCUCAGUAUGCACAGACCAUUUUCUUGUUCCUGUAUAUUAUAGGCAAGAAGCUCCACGUGAAGACCUGGGGAGGCUGGUCCAGUGAGUGCCUGCUGGAAUGGGACAGCUUCAUCUCCCUGGCUAUCCCCAGCAUGCUCAUGAUGUGCAUUGAGUGGUGGACCUAUGAAAUUGGGAGCUUCUUGAUAGGCCUGCUGAGUGUUGUAGAGCUCUCUGCCCAGUCCAUCAUCUAUGAGAUCUCUGUUGUUGCUUUCAUGAUCCCCCUGGGGCUGGGCACAGCUGCCAGUGUGCGGGUGGGGAACGCGCUGGGCGCCGGCGACGUCGAGACGGCCAAGAGAUCAUCCUCCACCAGCCUGCUCUGCACAGGGUUUUUUUGCGUAGCUGUGGGGGCCAUUCUAGCUGCUUCAAAGGAUGUGCUGGGAUACAUCUUCACCAGUGACAAGGAGAUUGUUGACUUGGUGGCCUGGGUCAUACCCGUCUACGUUGUCUUCCACUUGUUUGAAGCCAUGUGUGGUGCCUGCAGCGGGGUGCUCAGGGGCAUUGGCAAGCAGAAAUUUGGUGCCAUCCUCAACGCCGUGAGCUACUACGGGGUGGGGCUGCCCCUGGCAGCUGUGCUGCUCUUCGUGGCCAAGAUCGGAGUCAUAGGCUUGUGGCUCAGCAUGCUCGUCUGUGUCUCCCUCCUCUGCACAUGCUUCAUCACCUACAUCUCCCGCAUGGACUGGAAGACGGCAGCUGAGGAGGCUCAGCGGCGUGCAGGAGUGUCCCCACCACCACCAGAGGAGCCAAACCCUGGCCAUGAGCCCUCCUGCAAGGGGCUGCCCUCGGGUGUGGGACCAGCCCCACCGCCCCACGAUCACCCCCCCAUCAUGGUGGCACGGGGGUGUGUAGCAGGAGUGGAUGCACAGAACGGAGUUGUCCUCACAGGCAUCACCAGGACGGAUGGACUGACGUACCAGUUGGAGCCUCCAGCAGCCCCAUCCCCUCCAGCCACCUCCCUGGCCACCAAGGAGCUGAUCCUGCGCCGGGGGCUGGUGGCAGCNNNNGCCGUGGCGCUGCUGGCGCUCGGCAUCCUCGUCAAGCUGAUGACCAGCAAACACUGA